This is a messenger RNA of Tigriopus californicus, 4601 nucleotides long. RefSeq lists its product as uncharacterized. The transcript has 3 exons. The coding region runs from base 2893 to 3996 and encodes 367 amino acids. NCBI's taxonomy places the organism in Eukaryota, Metazoa, Arthropoda, Copepoda, Harpacticoida, Harpacticidae. The record is from RefSeq and is a predicted model, not a curated record.
UUGUCGCUAAGAUCCGGCUAACGAAAAUCUUUGAUCAAAACUACCUCUUCAAGAUCAAUUUAGAGCAAUCAGGAAUCGAGAAGCUUUGUGGGAGGCACAAGCAACUCUCCUCGCCAGGAGUGGCCCUCUUCAUUCGAGAUCCGACUUGCUUCAAGAAGCAUUAACUGAUAAAACGGACUGGGAGCAACAAAACUGGUGCCCAGGAUCCCGAUAGCCUGAUUCAUUCUCAGUCAUGACUCCGAGGGUCACCACUGAGAACACAUCGGUGGACACCACCACGACACUGGAAUUCGAUCCCGACAAUGGGUGUGAUGUUCAGCAAUGGGGUGUGACUUUGGGCUUUCAAGUGUUCUUUAUAGCCUGCAUUGCGUGUUCCCUGGUGUUUCUCGCCAUCAUGCUGACUUUCACCAUUCGAAGGGCCAUGACUUUAAGGAAGCUCCUAAAGCCAGAAUAUGAGCCCCAUGUCGAUAUUGUGGAUGAUUCCAGUUGGACUGUGGAAAUUGAGGAGACUGAAGACUACAUGAAGCGGAAGAAAGAGGAAAUGGAUCGGUUUUAUGAACGAGCACCUUCACCAGUGAAUUUUGGAACACUUUCCAAGGCUGCCCGACCAACCUCCAAGUCUUUCAGUACUAUCGAAGAAGAAAAUGAAGAAGAAAUCGACCUUGCUGAGGGACGAAGGAACUACCAAAGAUCUGGGAACUCACUACCUCGUCUCAGUGGACAUGUUUUGGGCACAAGAUCCAUGUCGUCCCAUUUCCUUCGUCCUCCCAGUAUGGAACCACCCGGAACGCUCUACAGAACUCAAUCGCAAGAAUUUGUGGAGAGUAUGCAUAAGAGUGUUUUGACUGGGGAAAAAUUCGACAAGCAGUUCGCUCCCAGGCUUUCCAAUGACGAUCGAAGGCGUAGUAGUGCAGAAUCGAGUGACAAGUACUAUAAAAAGAAAAAGGGUUUGGACUUAGAAUCUGGAACCAUGCGAGGAACUGCCCAGGCGUCUAUGUCGUUCAGCUUAGCAUCAUACGAGGCAGGCCAAGGUAGCCGUGGGUCCAGUCGGAGAAAUUCCUCAUCGCCCACACGCAAAUGGGAGGGGCCUUCCAGCAUAUUCAACCAAAGAAGUCCUUCGUCGCCAAAUUUAGACAAUUUCGACAAGAAUUUUAACCGAGUUAAGUCUUUGGAUAAUCAAGGGACACCUAUCCUAAAACGCGUGGCUGAUGUCAUAGGCACUUUGGGGCGGAACACUCUUCAAUAUCGGGCCCAAACUGACUUGUUUGGAGACAAUGGUCCAGGCGUUGGGACGUCGCAUGGGAACAAGAGGGAAACGCUUGAUGACAAUCCCGAACACGAUGCCAAAAAAUACAAGGCUCAAAAAGUGAAGAAACGAUCUUUAGGAGAUUUGAGAGAAUUUGAUCCAACAUUGGUCCAAAAAGAUCGAAGUGGAAGUACGUCUUCGGAAGUGUUAGUUUACAAUCGUCAUCGCCGAUCAGGAGUGACUUUUCAAGAGGCUUCGGAUUUUGAGGUUCAUUUGUAACGAACAAGAACCUUCCGUUUUGUGAGUUUUUCCCUGUGGUCAAUGCAGCAAACUUUAAAUUUGAAGCAGGGUGGGCGUAAUCUCGUUAUAGUUGUCGUCAGAUUGCAUUUGAACAAUACAGAUAACAUUUUAGCUACGAUAAGUGUGUGUUCAUGGGAAGUGACGUUGACAACAAAUAUUUGAUGCAUGGAAUUUCAAUUCUGAUGCUGAAAGCGGUGUGUUGACUGACUUAUAUGACCUUUGCAAGGCACGCCUUUUCCUGUCAUUUUCAAAUUGUAUUCACUUACUUUUAGAUGCAACAUCACUUUGAAUUUGUUUCUUAUGUUAAUGGAUUGUUCCAAAAUAUAUCAAAAGAUAAGUCAUAGCUUAAAUGAUUAAACUUGAAAACAAAUGUAAUAUCUUAAAUUUCAAACGUUGACCUUCCCAUCCGAGCUUAAGAGCAAUAACAACUUUCAAGAAGGUUACAUAGCCAAUGUCGGUCAAUAUCUGUGCUCUAAAAGCUUAAAACUUCGCAAAUCAUGAAACGAAGGAAUAUCUUAAUACAAGACUUUAUUGAUCAAUGGAUUUGCUUGAUUCAAAUAACUUGUCAAAUUUCAAAUUAUAACAAGCACAAAAAAUCAUGUUAGCCAAUCAUCAUAAGAUUUGCUCUGCUCUUACUCAUAAUUCUCAACUGAAUGCACAUUGUACGAGUUCAUUGGCGUCCCUCUACAAAAAGUAGAUUUCAAGGGUGAGCAAAUUCUAACGAAGGAAAAGCGAGUGGUGCAAAAAAUGAAACAUGAAACCAGGACACAAAAUGAAUGCUCUUCAAACACUAAGAGCGCCUGUCUGCUUGCACCUUCGACUCGAAUUCGAUUGUCGGCGACUAAAAAUAGAUAUCCUUUCAUGGAUCAAAGGCAUUUUCAGCCCCCCUUCAGCCAGAUGCAUAUUGGGAGCGAUGAUGCUUUAUGCACAUCCUUUCCUUUCCCCACAUAUGUGCCGUUCACCAAGUUUGUACCUCACCUAAUCGUGAAGGCAAAUCCUGUUGAAUCCCCAAUGAUGUGUUAAUUGAGGACUAAUUAGCCCGCCCAGGACACUCGUUAUCUUCGAUUCAUGCGUGGCGCCCAUUACAAAUUAUGUGCCUGUACCUUGUACCAGGCAAGUGAGUCAACUGAAUUAUCUAUUCUGAAGCUCAUUAUUGAUUUUCAUGUCUGUUGUGACAUCACUUCGUGGCCAAUCCUCGCUCAAGACGAUCUGUUCUUCUUUUGUGUUUUAACAUUCUCUGUGUUUGUGUUCCAAUUGUUGGAACACGUGAAUCUAAGUUAUGGAACGCUUUUCCCCUGAAGGUCGUGCCUCUUUUUGAACUCGCAACCCUCUUUGAUUGGAAAACCAUGAAUUUCACGACCCAGGAACCCCCCUUACUCAAUUGUACCAAGCAAGAUGGAAUUUGGAUGGGGAAUCCCGACAACUCCACAAUGAUUUGCCAUUGUCCUGAACCCAUUCUUUCCAACUUUCCUGGGGUUUAUUUGACCAUCAGCCUCAUAAUAUUCGUUGCCUUGGCGAUAGUCUAUGCCUUUGGUCUGUUCAUCAUCUGCAAGACCUUCAAGGAAGCCCGCAAUCUCAAACACGGCGAAGGCCAACGAAGUGAAAGCCAAGAAUACCGAUUUGCCUCGAUGCCCAAUACCUUCGAGACUUUCCGAAGGGAGUCUGCCUACUUGAGACGAAGCAACAGUGCCCAUGGAGCUUUGACGGACUUGGAUGAGAACACCUACGAGGAGAUGUACGAAAACAUUCCACAUGAGUACAUCCCCACCAUUCAAGAGGAGAGCUUGGAAGACUUGUCAGUUGAAUCCGACGAACCCAAAAGCUCUCGGGAUGAAGACAGCGAGGAGCAUUUCUAUGACAACUUUCUUCAAAUGAUCAUCGUCACAGACACGGACCGAGGGACGGAAUUUGACCCCGUCGAUAAUAGCCAAAACACGGUCUCCGCCAAGUCCCAUGUUCCCCGAAGGAUUGGCAGUUUGCUGCGCUCGUACAAAGAGAACAAUCCCCACGAAUCCUCGGAAGGCAAAGACGAAAUCGACCUCAAGAAAGUGUACAUGCGCUCCCAGUCGCUUUCCAGGAAAUCUGUCGAGAGCUUCAUGAACAAGUUUAGGAAAUCCAGUGAUCCCUUGACCAUGUCCACCUCUGUGCCUGGUUCAUUAAAAUCUCAUCGAUCCGACAGCUCCAAGCAGAGAGACCAAGAAAAGACCGGUAGUGCGGAAAAGAAGCGCAGAAACACUUCCAACGCCAGCACCAUGUUCAAAGACGUCCAAGGCAUGGAUUGGAACCACCGAAAGAGCGGCAUUCUUAGAACCAGUCUCAAGGCCCCUUCGGAGCAGUCUCAGCGUCGGAAGCGGAAACUGGCACUCUCAUUUCAAGAGCCGUCCAGUCCCAACGUGGAACCCGGUAAUGGGUCCAAAAGCCAACACGAAUGCCAGGAAUCCACUUUGUGAUAUUAGUUGGGGAAAGCAACUAGCUUUUCUGUGUAGAAUGAAACAGGCUGUGAAUGAAAUGCUUGAGUGCUAGUGCUACAGGGUGGUUGCUAAUCGGUCGUGUCUUCUAUCACCUCGUAACUCAUGCCUUAUCUCGGUCACUGAGCAAAUUUGUUGAAUAUGUAUUUGUUAAUUGUCAAAGCUACGAAUUGAUACAAAAAUGCUAUCUUAUAGCUAGACAAUGUCUUCAUUAGUCCUUCUUGAUAUUGUUUGAGGUGCUUAAGGUUAUGAAUUUAGCCAAAAAGGCCGCAGAUGCAAUUCCCCAUGAGGCGAGGAAGGCCCAGAACACAAUUUCAUUUGGAAUUUGGAAACCCUGCAAGGAACCCAGGUAGAUUUGAAGGGCCAUGAUGAAGCUGCAGCGGAGAAUCUCGGAAAACCAGUCCCAGGGUCGCUUGUCAAAGAUGAAACCAAUGUUGCUCAAUGUCCAGAUGAGAAGACCAAUGACUAGAGUGACCGUCCUCUGCGACAUACCCUGCAUAACCAAGACCAACAAAGAAUGACUGGCGCAUCAAGAACACGAGAAUUAUUUUUUUCUUGGAAAUAUAAAUAUAAAACAAUCAAAGUAA